This is a messenger RNA of Paramecium tetraurelia, 1299 nucleotides long. RefSeq lists its product as uncharacterized. NCBI's taxonomy places the organism in Eukaryota, Ciliophora, Oligohymenophorea, Peniculida, Parameciidae. The record is from RefSeq and is a predicted model, not a curated record. The transcript has 4 exons.
AUGAUUCCCGAACAUAUAAUCUAAAAACUCAAACCAAAAAAAGGCCAUUAUUCAAUCGAUGUUAAGGAAUCCUUCAUAGAUAAACAACGCCGUCUCAGUGAAAUUGAACGACAAACUGUUCUUCAAAAAAAACACAAAGAAAUGCAACUGUUUAGAUAAACAUUCUCUUCAUCCAAUUCCAAAUUGUCUAAGCCAGGCAAAAGAAUUAUGAUUAAAAUUAUGGGAUGCAGUCAAGCCAUUCCAUUAGAACUAUAUUAAUAAACUAACUCCACUCCCAUUCCUCCUACACCAUUAUCUAAUAUUGCUCGUAAACACUAUUAAUCGUUAUCAUUAUCCUAAUCCUAGCCAAAAUUGGAGUCAGAGGGGAAUUACAAUACCACUUUAAGAAAGGAACCAGAACUCCAAUUGAACACUUAAUAAGAUACACACAAUCAACUUGAAUAAUAAAAUUAAAAUAUAUAAACAGAAUAAAUCGAACCAUUAGAACAAAUACAAAUAACCCCUACUGAAGAAAAUAAUAAUGAUCACAUAUAAUGCAUGGUUGAAUAGCACUUAUCGGAUUAUUAAGCUUUUGUUAUGCAUUUGGCAGGGAAAUGUAUUUGUGUUUAAUGUCCAUGUGGAAAAUGUAAAUGCAAAUACGAGUAUUAACCAUUUAAACCUAAUAUCUCAUGGAAAUCUCAUUACAAUUAGGAGUACAAGGAAUCCCCAAUUAAGGAUUAAGAACUCAAAAUGAACUUGAAUUCUAUUGGUCGAUAUUAAACUUUAGAUUUAAAUGAAUUUAAAACAACUAUGGCAUCUGAUUAUAAAUAAUGUGAUGCCUAUCCAAAUCAUGUGAUUGAGAAACCUAAAUACUAAGCUAAUUAUGGAUCCACUCCAAUGACAUCAUAUAAUAAAUUCUAUAUGGAUUAUGGGGACUUACACCAUGAAUAAUUUAAACAAAGUCAUUAUAAGACUGUGAUUCCAGAAUUAAAGUUUAAUUCGUCAACAACGUAUGGUAGCGAAUUCAAGACACCCAAAUAAGUAGACACAACUAGUCAAAAGCCACCUAAUGGUAAGCCUUUUCCGACGAUUGACUUAUUUUUAGGAUAAUCAUAAAAUAAAACUACUUAUGAUUUAAAAGUUGUAGAAAAAUGUUUCUAAUUGAAGAACUAUUAAGAGGUAAUCAAAUCAAUGUUACAGUAGCCAAUCUAAACAAUUCCAGCUUAUUAGAAAUAAUUUGUGAGUAUGACAAAAAAGGAUUUUGUAAUAAAAGAGGUUCCAUGUAUUAGGAAUUAAUAUUCAUAGCAAUAAUAAUAUUGA